GGGAUUAAAUCUUCUUCAGUGUAUAUGUUUUGUGAGGUCAACACUGGUUAUAUGUCAAUUUGAAAAUGCAAUGCAAUAGCAAUACAAAAUUGUGAUUGUGCUUGUGGCGGCGAAGAAACCGGCUUGAACUUUUCAUUUUUAGCAUUUUACUCUGCAAGAACCCUUGAGUCAUUGAUUUUAUUACACUAUAAGAUGUCAGCAUUCCAUACCAUCAAGCAGUUAGAAGAGCGAAACGUUCCAAAUGAAAUUAAUUUCAUGGUUUGGAGCGAUAAGAUGGAUCUCGUUGCAUUUUCUAACAUAAAAGGCGAGGUAGCGCUCCACAGGCUAACCUGGUCACGAGCUUGGUCCUUAAGUCCCCCUAAAGAUGGACUGACAGUCAACUGUAUGGGUUGGAGGCCCGAUGGAAAAGUUUUAGCUAUAGCAUAUAGCUGUGGAAGAAUACAGUUAGUGGGCGUUGAAAAUAAAAAGAUUUUGAAUAUACAAGAUAUAAAAGCCAAUAUCACAUGCCUUACUUGGGUACAAGAGAAAUUAGAACCUCCCCCUAAGGACAACUUCAAUUUCAAGGACGGUAAACCAAAUAAUUAUAUGAAGCACAUUGAUAUGUCCAGACUGUAUCUGCGUGAUCCUACUUUGUCAUCCGUAUUGAACAGCAGUCAGUCAGAAGAUCAGAAAGAAGCUUAUUUUCUUCAAGAACAAACUGAACUGAAUUUGCUGCUGAUAGGAACAAAAGAAGGCAUGGUUCACGUGCGAAUUUUUGGCUGCUUUACAUGCUGCAUUUUGGAUAUGUGUGAAUACUUAGGAAUAUCUUGUUCCGUUGAGGCGCUGAGGGUCAGCGAAGAUUUGAGAAGAAUUUAUGUGGUUACCAAGGAUGAAAAUUCACUCGUACAGAUUGUUACUGUCAAUUCUUCUAUAUUCAAGACUCACGCUAAAGAGCUAUUUGCUGUUGCCAUGAAAUAUGUUAAGCUUGUUAGUAUUUAGUCUGUUCGUGUGAUUUAUAUACAAAAAUUACAGAGUUGGGAGUUGAUACAGAUUGUGUGGCUACUGUAAAUGUAGUAUACCGGGUGCGCCAUCUUUUAUGUCGGUAUUGAAACAUCUAAUGACUUUGGUAUUUACCAACCGGGUGAUUUGGUUAUACGUGUUUCUGAAACGACAAUUUACUACAAUUUCAGUCAUGAAUCGCUUUACACCGAAACAACGCGCCGAAAUAGUCACAAUGUAUAUUGAAAAUCCUCGUUCAGUUGUGUUUACGCAACGUGCAUAUCGUCGAAAAUAUCGUGGAAAACAGGCAACGUCUGACAACACUAUCCGUCGUUUGGUUUCGAAUUUUUUUGAGUAUGGGACAGUGGGAGAUCGUCAACAUACUGUUAAUCAACGACCAAGACGUUCCAAUGAAUUGGUUGAAGCGGUCAGAGACAGCGUUGCUCAGAACCCAAAAGUGUCGUAUCGUCACCGCGCUCAGCAUUUUGGCAUCAGUGGAACCACGUUGCGGCGCACGUCUCUUGGAAUACGCCCAAACAGUCGCUCGCAUGGUUGAUGCUGAACCUGAUUUUUGGAAGCAAAUCGUGAUGACCGACGAGGCCCAUUUCAAGCUCUCUGGCGGCGUUAAUAAGCAAAACUGCCGCAUUUGGGGGACGGAAAAUCCACAUGAGAUCCAUGAAAUGCCGUUGCAUGACCGGAAAGUGACUGUUUGGGCCGGCGUUUGCGCCAAAACCAUCAUUGGGCCAUUUUUCUUCAACGAAUGGAAAUCGAUAUCGGUGGCUCAUUAUGUCUGCCCACAAAUGCAUGAAAAAGGUCUUGAUGGUCAACAAGACGGUGCGCCAUGCCACACUGCAAAUGAAAAUCCAGUUUCUGCAACGAAAAUUCCCUGGAUGACUGAUGUCAAAAAGAGGUGACAUUGACUGGCCAUCCAGGUCUCCAGAUUUGACCCCAGCGGACUUCUUGUGGGGUUAUUUGAAAAGUCAAGUGUACGCCAGCAAGCCCCACUGAAGAACUCAAGACAAACAUUCGUACCGCAAUCGCCGCUAUACCACCAGACACGUUCGAAAAAGUAAUGGAAAAGGCAGCAAAACGGGCACAUUUAGUUUUGGCCAAUGAAGGCGGCCACUUGAUAGAUGUUGUGUUUAAAUACGAGUCCCAAUAAAUUGUAAAGGACCAUAUUUAAUAAAAAUACCCAAUAUAUAGAAAUCUGUUUUUCGUUUUCAAAGUUAUUUCAUGUUUACAUACCGAUAUAAAAGAUGGCGUACCCUGUAGAAUUUUGUUUUAUCAUACGUUGUUUACAAGUUCGUAUCAAAACAGGUUACUUCAAACCGAUAUAAUAAAUUCGCAUGAUUGAAUAUUCAAACCUUACUAACAUUGCCUUGUGACUUUUAAUGACAUCAUAGAUUAAAAGUUAAAUUUUUCGCUCGAUUCAGUUUUGCGGAUUGGAGCUAAACCAAUUCGUGAAAUUCACUGAUAUAUUAAUUUGUUCACAAUGGCUUCAAAUACAGGAUAUACAAGGCAAUUUAAAAAACAUCUCUAUAAACAUAGGUCCAAAAAUGUCCCAUUACCAAGAUACAGUGUGUUGAAAAUUUCUAGGCCACUGCUAAAUAAAUGGUACAUCUACAUUAAAAAACUCAUUGAUGAAAGAAAAAUCCAGUAAGUAUCGUGUACUUAAGUAAUCUGUUAAAUAAUUGUAUACAAGAGGCUCUCUGGGGUUUCUGUUAAAAAGUGCUAACGAUUGGAGACUUUUCAUAUGCUCUGGUAAUUUAUUAUACAACCUGGGUAACAUAAUUGGGAGACUUUAACGACAGCCUAUAAGUUACAGUAGUUAGCUGGAAUGAUGGUCUCAAAUGCUGGGUACCAGCAGAUUUUUUUGGAGGCUAGAGCAUCUAAAACUUUCUUUGACAUGGACAACACAGUUAUAAACAUACAAUGAGUGUAGAAUCAUUAUUUUCAAUUUUUUGAACAGAUCAACCAAGGAUAAAUAAAAUGGUGCUAAUAAUUUUCUUUUGAAGAAUAAAUACCUUCCUCACUACAACUGUUACCUCAAUAGAUGAUUCUAUAAUUUAGAGCAGAGUAUACAUGCUCAAGAUAACAGCAUUUAUUUACGAUUACGUUAACAUGCUCCUUGCAUGAUAAAUUCUCGCCUAAAUGUAUGCCAAGCAAUUGGACAGAAGCUGUCUGCAUGCUGUGAUCAUUACAUCUUACUUAAAUACAUUAAUCGUCUUUAUGCGUGUUAAAUAGGGC
This is a messenger RNA of Acanthoscelides obtectus, 3225 nucleotides long. Lineage: Eukaryota; Metazoa; Arthropoda; Insecta; Coleoptera; Chrysomelidae. The record is from the annotation of a GenBank genome assembly.